CUUUACUACAAUUCGCCGUGGCUAUUGUCGUUGCAUUACUCCCUCGACGACGGUGGUCGGUGGAGAGAGAAGCGAAUUUUGUAAAUCCCGGCUAUCAUACUUCAGCCUCUGCUCCUCACUCCCCUGUACUAUACUACUACCUUGUACGAAACAAUCUACCCAGAGAAAAACCUAAAUAGAGAGAUAGAGAGGCGAAGAAGAGAUAGAUAGAUGGAGGUGGAGUUAGAGCCGAGGGUGAAACCUCUGCCUUUCAAAGUGAAGGCCAUGUCUCGAGAAUCUCCGGCGCAGAAGGCUUCGCAUGUGCUCGACCCGGACCUCCGGAACCACUGGUCCACUGGCACCAACACCAAGGAGUGGAUCUUACUUGAGCUCGAUGAACCAUGUCUGCUUUCACAUAUAAGGAUAUAUAAUAAAUCUGUGCUGGAAUGGGAAAUUUCGGUUGGCUUGCGCUACAAGCCAGAGACUUUUGCAAAAGCUAGACCACGCUGUGAAGCACCUCGACGUGACAUGAUGUACCCUAUGAACUAUACUCCUUGUCGUUAUAUUCGGAUAUCUUGCUUGCGGGGUUCCCCUAUAGCAAUUUUCUUCAUUCAGUUGAUUGGCAUUUCAGUUACUGGGCUUGAACCAGAGUUUCAACCUGCUGUGGACUACUUGCUGCCACACAUAGUAUCACACAGACAAGAUACUUCUGAUUUGCAUCUUCAGUUGCUUCAAGACAUUACAACCCGGCUGGCCCCAUUCCUUCCCCAACUAGAGGCUGAUCUUAAUGGCUUUUCAGAAGCAGCAGAGCCUGGUAUUCGAUUUCUUGCUAUGCUUGUUGGUCAAUUUUAUCCGAUUCUUCACCUUGUAAAGGAAAGAGAAGCAACAAGGUUGGCAGGCAACACUUCAGAAUCUGAAACUUCUAGAAAUAAUCAGAUGCCCACAGCUUUGACUGUUUCAUCGAAUUUUGAGCCAAGAAGAUCACGGAAUGCUUCUUCAUUGAUCUUACCAACAUCUAGUUACUUAGUGUUCCGUCCAGAUGCAAUCUUCAUGUUGCUUAGAAAGGCACAUAAGGAUUAUAACCUGGGGAAUGUUUGCAGAGUGGCUUCUCAAAUUUUACUGAAGUUUAUGGAGCCUAGUAGCUUGAAAGACGCGUCCCAAUCUUUGGACAGCAGAUCUUCUCUGCCUGAUGAAGGCAAAAAGUUAGAUACUUUAUAUCCUGCUUCUUUCAUUGAUUACUCUGACAUAUUUGGGGAGGAAUUCCGGUCACCUGAGCAUCACUGGGACUCCAAGGUCAUUAAUGUCUUAGAUAUUGCACUGGUGGAAGAAGGGGUUUUGCAUGUUCUUUAUGCCUGUGCAUCCCAGCCCCUGCUUUGCAGCAAGUUUGCAGAUAACUCUUCAAACUUUUGGUCAGCAUUACCACUAGUGCAAGCAUUGCUUCCAGCAUUGCGUCCUAAUGUCAACAUCGCUGAUCAAAUUGACGACAGUUUCUCCCAGUGGAAACUGCCUUUUGUACAGCAAGCCCUAUCUCAGAUCGUUGGCACUUCUUCCUCUUCACUUUAUCGUCCUCUUCUUCAUGCAUGCGCGGGUUACUUGUCCUCAUUUUCACCAACACAUGCUAAGGCUUCAUGUGUCCUCAUUGAUAUGUGCUCAGGUGUGUUGGCACCCUGGAUGACUCAAGUGAUUGCAAAGAUGGACUUAACUGUGGAGCUUUUGGAGGACCUUUUAGCUGUAAUCCAGGGUGCUCGCCAUUCAUUUGCUCAAGCACGCGCCGCCCUCAAAUAUAUUGUGUUGGCAUUAUCUGGGCAUAUGGAUGAAGUUUUGUCAAAAUAUAAGGAUGCCAAGCACCGACUUCUGUUUUUGAUUGAGAUGCUUGAACCUUAUCUUGAUCCAGCGAUUACCCCGCUACAAAGUACAAUUUCCUUUGGAAACAUAUCUUCAGUUUUUCUUGAAAAGCAAGAGCACAACUGUGCUCUUGCACUAAAUGUGAUUCGUACAGCUGUAAGAAUGCCUGCUUUGCUUCCAUCUUUAGAAGCCGAGUGGAGACGGGGAUCAGUUUCUCCCAGUGUACUCCUCUCAGUUUUGGAGCCUCACAUUCAGUUACCUCCUGAUGUCAACCUUCGCCAGUUUUCUGUUUCUUGCCUGCCAGGGUCAGAAUCAUCUAUUUCACCUGAUUCUACUGCUAUUUGCAAUGGUGGUGUUGCUUCAACCCCUAUUGUCCAAGAUAGCACAGAUGGAAAGACUGAUGUUGACAUGUCUUCGAAGAUGGAUCUUCCUGAUGAAGUCAGCCUUCUAUUUGCUCCCCCUGAAAUUAAUAGAAUGUCACUCAUUACAGCUUCUGGCAGCCCCAAAAAAAUGUCCUUGGAUUCAAGUCGUAGUAGUGCCAAGACAAAAGCUAACCCCACUGAGAAAGAUCUUCUUAAUGCAGUACCUGGAGCCAGCAAGACUGUUGAGUGUCAUUAUUUGCAGGCUGAUUAUUUACAACUUGUGAAUCAUCAAGAGUGUCAGCUGAGAUCAUCUGAGUUUAGGCGGUUAGCUCUGGACUUGCAUUCUCAGAAUGAGGUAAACCCUGAGAGCCAUGAUGCUGCUAUAGAUGCCCUUCUUUUAGCUGCAGAAUGCUAUGUGAAUCCCUACUUCAUGAUGUCCUUCAAGGACACACCAAAGGUUACAAGCAAAAUGAAAAGUGGCAGGGCUAGCAGAAAUUGUGGAUUUGGUGAUCUUGAAAUAGGUUUUGAAGUGAAUGAAAAUGACUUGAAAACAUUAAUCUAUCUUGAAAGAAAAAGGGACAAAAUUGUUCUUGAAAUUAUGCUUCAAGCUGCUGAGUUAGACAGGGGGUAUCAGCAAAAUUGUGAUGGAGAACUUCCAAUUCCCAGUGCAGAAGAAAACGAAGUCAUAAAGUUGUCUGAGCAAGAUACUCAAACAGCAGAUGCUGUUACCUUACUUAGACAGAAUCAAGCACUUCUGUGUAAUUUUGUUAUUCAACGUUUGCAAAGGGAUAAUUACCUCCAGCAUGAGGUACUCCUGCAAACUCUUCUGUUUCUAUUGCACUCAGGAACUAAAUUAUUUUGUGCUCCCGCAGACAUUAUUGAGAUAAUAUUGAGGUCUGCUGAGCAUUUAAACAGGCAGCUGACAUCUUUUUAUUAUCAACUUAAAGAGGGGAGUUCACAGUUAGAAGAGUGGAAGCUACAACUAGUUCAACGUUUAUGGAUGCUUCUUCAAAGAUUAGUGGUUGCUUCUAGUGGCUCUGCUGAAGGAUUAGAGCUUUCAAUCAAUGUCAAGAGUCGUUUUCAGUUUGCAAAUCUAAUUCCUCCUUCAGCCUGGCUUGAGAAAAUACCCACUUUCUCAACUUCUGUUUCUCCUUUAGCCCGAUUUCUUGGUUGGAUGGCAAUCUCUCGUAAUGCUAUACAGUAUCAGAAGGAUAGGCUCUUUCUUGUUUCAGAUAUAGAGCAAUUAACAUAUUUGCUACAUGUUUUUUCUGAUGAACUUGCUGCAGUUGACAAUAUAUCUGAGUGUAAAGAUGAAGUCCAAAAAACUGAAGAAUCUGGCCUUAAGCAGGAUUUUGGUCCUAGUGGUACACAUCAUUCUUUUCACAUCAUGUACCCUGAUAUCAGUCAUUUCUUUCCAACUUUGAAAAAACAAUUUGAAACUCUUGGGGAAUCUAUACUGCAAGCUGUUGCUUUGCAAUUGAGAUCUCUUCCUGCAACAACUGUGCCUGAUUUGAUUUGUUGGUUCUCUGAGUUUUGUUCACAGCCUUUCAUUCAGAACCCAAAGGACCAACUUUCCAGUCAAAAUAAUAUAGAUUCUGUGAAAGGGUUUGUGGCAAAGAAUGCAAAAGCUAUUGUUCUCUAUGUGCUUGAAGCCAUUGUAACUGAGCAUAUGGAGGCAAUAGUACCGGAAGUACCAAGAGUAGUACAAGUCCUCGUAUCCUUGUGCAGGUCCUCAUAUUGUGAUGUGUCAUUUCUAAAUUCUGUGAUGCUUUUGCUCAAGCCAAUCAUCUCGUAUUCCUUGCAAAAGGCAUCUGCUGAGGAGAGAUUAGUGACCGACAGUAUGUGCCUUAGUUUUGAGUCCUUAUGCUUUGAUGAACUCUUUGGUAUCAUCAAAAGUGAGAAUGAAAGCAAUUCUAGUGUAAGAGGGCAUUGCAGGGCACUAAUGGUUUUUGUUUUGGCUUCAGUGUUUCCUGAUAUUUCUUCCCAUUGCAAGAUAGAACUAUUGAACUCUUCUAUCACAUCUGCAGAUUUUGCUUCUUUUGAGCAAACAACAUUUUUUCAUGAUUAUCUUUGUGCAUAUCAGGCUCUUAUGGAAAGUUGCAAGGUUUUGAUAGUUGACCUGUUAAGAUUUUGGGGUGUCAUUCCAUGUAAGAUCUCUCAGUUUUCUAACAUGGAUAUGGCUGCAACAAAUGGUGAUGGAUCUGAGUUCCCAUGUUUUCUUGAAGAUAUGUACCCCAAUUCAAUUGAACCGAAUGGAAGUUACAAAAAUGACAAUGACGUGAAUAAAAAAUGUCAGCUUAAGAUUAAGGAGAUCGAGAGCUUCUCCAAGAAUUUAGAUACCCUUGUUUCUAAGCUCAGUCAGAAUGUUGAGCAAUGUUACAGAAUUCAUCGUAAACUGGCCAAGAAUCUUACACAAGUCUGUGCAGAGUGUUUCCUGUAUUUAAGAUGCUUAUCUUCUAUUGUGGAAAAAGUUUCUGUUUCUGGAGUAACUGAUGAGCAAAGUCUGCCCAAGUCCAUCUCUCUUAAUGAAUACUCUGAUCACUGGAAAGUUGGUCUUGAAGGACUUGCUGAAAUGGUUAUAUUGCUUCAGGAACACCAUUGCUGGGAGGUUGCAUCAAUGAUGCUUGACUGUCUAUUUCAUGUGCCUCAAAUCUUUAAUUUGCAUGAUGUGAUUGAUAAAAUAUGCUCUGCAAUAAAAACAUUUUCACAUGGUGCACCAAUAAUUGCUUGGCGGCUACAAACAGAUAAGUGGAUGUCGUCACUUUUUGCGAGAGGCAUAAACUGCCUCCAAGAAAGUGAAGCUCUGAAUGAUCUGCUCCAUUCAAUGCUCUGCCAUCCAGAGCCAGAACAGCGCUUCAUUGCGCUUAAGCAAUUUGGUGAACUUGUGAGCCAAGAUGGAAGUGGUGGAUCUGUUGUCUUAUUACCAACUUUACUUGAUAAAGUAUCAUCAGAAAGGGCUUCUUCUGUAUCUGAGUCAGUAGUCCUUUCUGCUCUGGUGUCAAGCACCUGGGAUCAGGUGGCUUUGCUGGCCUCUUCUGACACAUCACUGCCCUUAAGAAUCAACGCUAUGGCACUCCUUGUGAACUAUGUGCCAUUAGUUGAAAGGCCUAAAUUGCAAUCGUUUCUUGCUGCAGCUGAUUGUGUUCUUUGGUGUUUGACAAAACUCUCCCAGUCGAUGUGUGAAGGCCCAUUAACACAGCUUUCUAUUGCACUUUUUGCCUGUAUUUGCCUAUACUCUCCAGCUGAAGAUAUUUCUUUGAUUCCUGAAAAUCUGUGGAGAAGUAUUGAAAGCUUUUCAGUUGCUGGAAAUGAAAAAAUCCCUAUGGGCCCUGAAAAAACGGUGUGCCAAGCUUUAUGUAGACUGAGAAAAGAAGGGGAUGAGGCCAAAAAGGUCUUGAAAGAAGCUAUCUCUUCAAGUUCUCCAAAACAAGUGGACCCGGGAUUUGCAAGUACACGUGAAACAAUUCUUGAGGUGAUUACCAAUCUAACCUCUGUCCAAUCAUAUUUAGAAUUUUUCUCUAAGGAAAGCGACCGCAAGGUUCUGGAAUUGGAGGAAGCUGAGAUUGAAAUGGAACUUCUUCAAAAAGAAAAAGCUCUGCAGGAGUUAUCCAAUGAUUUCAAAGAUCAGCAUCAACUUCCGUUAUUAUCUGGGUAUGCAAAGAAUGAUGACCGAUUGCAGCAAAUCAGAGAUGGAAUAAAAUCCAUGGAGAAGGCCCGACUCAGAGAACAGAUUGUGGCACGCAGGCAAAAGAAGCUACUCACUAGGCGUGCCCGCCAAACAUACUUGGAAGAGGCUGCUAUACGAGAAGCACAACUUCUACAAGAACUGGAUAGAGAGAGGACUGCUGAAGUAGAAAGAGAAAUCGAGAGACAGCGGUUGCUAGAACUUGAGCGUGCUAAAACCCGGGAGUUGAGGCACAACCUUGACUUGGAGAAAGAAAAGCAAACACAGAGAGAACUCCAGAGGGAACUCGAGCAAGUGGAAUCUGGACUGCGGCCAUCAAGACGAGAAUUUUCAUCCACUCAUACUAGUAGACCUCGGGAAAGAUACCGUGAAAGAGAAAAUGGCAGAGCAGUAAACGAAGGGACCUUGAAAGCGAGCACUGGCACUGGACAGCCAGAGACCGUCUCCACGAGUUCCUCCACAGCAGCCAUGCCAACAGUCAUGUUAUCUGGGGCGAGGCAAUUCUCAAGCCAGCUCCCAACUAUUCUCCAAUCCCGUGACAGAUCAGAUGAAGGUGGCAACAGCUAUGAUGACAACUUUGACGGAAGCAGGGAUUCGGGCGACACAGGAAGUAUUGGGGACGCAGACAUAGCAUCAGCACUUGACGGGGUGUCUAUGAAUUUCGGGCCUUCCCAAAAGCUUGGAUCAAGGGGCGGCGGCAAGUCCAGGCAGAUCAUGGAACGAAGAGAUCGCGAUGGCAGACGAGAAGGGAAAUGGGAAAGAAAACACUAGCAAAUCCAGAAUGAAAACCUUGAAUGUUGUAGAACCAUCAUCUCACCUGCUAACUUUAGUAUAGUCAUAUAUAUGUCAGAUGUAUUAUGGUCAUGUAAGCAAUAGACACUCAGGGAACAGCCAUUGACAGGCAACUGUGAUAUAUCCACAGAAAUGUGUUGAUGUCUUAUGACAAAAACCUUUGUGCCGUAAUCAAAUUGCAAUGUGAUUGGAGUUCAGAUUAUGAUCAUUGUUAAAAGCAUAAA
Ipomoea triloba (trilobed morning glory) is the source of this 6887-nucleotide messenger RNA. RefSeq lists its product as uncharacterized. The record is from RefSeq and is a predicted model, not a curated record. The coding region runs from base 211 to 6642 and encodes 2143 amino acids. NCBI's taxonomy places the organism in Eukaryota, Viridiplantae, Streptophyta, Magnoliopsida, Solanales, Convolvulaceae. The transcript has 26 exons.